AAUGAGACCUUUCUGAUAAGCAAUUCGAGAGAGUUUUUCAGAGAGUACUUUGAUGAGUCUAGGAAGCUCUGGUACCUCGCCGCUCCAGCCAUCUUCACCAGUCUUUGCCAGUAUUGUCUUGGCCUCGUUACUCAGGUAUUCUCCGGUCAUAUUAGCACCCUCCACCUCGCCGCUGUCUCCGUCGAAAACUCCGUCAUUGCUGGCUUCUGCCUCGGUGUUAUGCUUGGCAUGGGAAGCGCGUUGGAAACGCUGUGUGGGCAAGCGUUUGGGGCAGGGAGGGUGGACAUGCUUGGGAUAUACAUGCAGAGAUCGUGGGUGAUUGUCAUCGCCACCGCUCUUCUCCUCAGCUUGCUCUACGUCUUCGCCAAGCAGAUUUUGACGGCGAUAGGUCAAACGGCGGCGAUAGCGGAGGCGGCGGGGGUGUUCGCCGUGUGGAUGAUACCGCAGCUCUUCGCUUACGCCGUGAACUUCCCAAUCCAGAAGUUUCUGCAGGCGCAGAGCAAGAUCAUGGCGAUGGCGUGGAUAUCGUCGGUGGCAUUGGUCCUGCACACGGUGUUCAGUUGGUUACUGAUGUUGAAGUUAGGGUUGGGGUUGGUGGGUGCGGCGGUGGUGCUGAACUCGUCGUGGUGGUUCAUAGUGGUGGCUCAGUUGGUGUAUAUUUUCAGCGGGACUUGUGGGCUGGCUUGGACCGGCUUAUCCUUCGAAGCGUUUCGGAAUCUAUGGGCCUUUGUUCGUCUCUCUCUGGCUUCUGCUGUCAUGUUCUGCCUGGAAAUUUGGUAUUUCAUGGCUCUGAUUCUCUUCGCUGGAUACCUAAAGAAUGCAGAGGUUUCCGUGGAUGCCUUGUCUAUCUGCAUGAACAUACUGGGGUUGGCAGUCAUGAUAGCCUUCGGAUUGAACGCAGGCGUAAGUGUGAGAGUGUCGAAUGAACUGGGGGCAGGUCACCCAAGAAAUGCAAAAUUUUCACUAGUGGUUGCUGUGACUACUUCCACUGUGAUUGGUCUAUUGCUCUCCCUAAUUCUGAUCAUAUUCCGGAAUCAGUAUCCUUCCUUGUUUUCAACCAGUUCACAAGUCAAAAAAUUAGUAGUGGAACUCACACCUAUGCUAGCUUUGUGUAUUCUCAUCAACAGUGUGCAACCAGUGCUUUCAGGGGUUGCCAUUGGGGCAGGGUGGCAGAUUGCUGUUGCGUAUAUAAACAUUGCUUGUUACUACCUAUUUGGUGUUCCUCUCGGCCUUAUUCUGGGUUUCAAGUUUGACUUGGGCGUCAUGGGGAUCUGGUCUGGAAUGAUGUCAGGUACCGUUGUACAAACUUGUGUGCUACUCUUCAUGAUCUACAGAACCAACUGGAAUACAGAGGCCUCUCUUGCUGAAGCUAGGAUAAAGAAGUGGGGCGGGUAUAAAGAUUCUGAGGUGAACGAGAUUGAGAAAUGA
Abrus precatorius (Indian licorice) is the source of this 1428-nucleotide messenger RNA. Its product is annotated as protein DETOXIFICATION 29-like. The transcript is spliced from 7 exons. Gene Ontology annotation, cellular component: vacuolar membrane. Bases 220 to 1428 code for a protein of 402 amino acids. The record is from RefSeq and is a predicted model, not a curated record. NCBI's taxonomy places the organism in Eukaryota, Viridiplantae, Streptophyta, Magnoliopsida, Fabales, Fabaceae. Gene Ontology annotation, biological process: xenobiotic detoxification by transmembrane export across the plasma membrane. Gene Ontology annotation, molecular function: xenobiotic transmembrane transporter activity; antiporter activity.